Molecule: messenger RNA, 637 nt
Organism: Zootermopsis nevadensis
Lineage: Eukaryota; Metazoa; Arthropoda; Insecta; Blattodea; Termopsidae
Source: RefSeq, a predicted model, not a curated record
CUUAGUGGCGUCGAAAUGUAUUGGAAUUUGAAGCAGUUCGUCAGAAUAUUUACUUUAUCAUCAGCUGGGCUGAGGGACAUAUUUGGCCUUGUGAUCGAUGGAGUACCAGAAGAAUGGGUUGAAUUGUACGUCAGCCGACUUCAUUGCGAGAGCGAAUCCUUCAAGAUGGACCUCAUUCUCGACGUAAACACCUGGCUGUACCCCAUGGAACUGGGUGAUAAGUUCCGGUUAGUGCUGGCCACAACUUUACGCGAGGACGGCUACCCUGACAGUGGCGACUGGAACCCCAUCGACAACGAGGGAUCGCGGGCGGACAGCUUCGAAUACGUCAUGUAUGGCAAGAUCUACCGGAUUGAGGGCGACGAAUCGUCCAACGAACCAUCGGGCAGACUGGCAUCUUACGUGUCAUUCGGUGGUCUUCUGAUGCGACUGCAAGGCGAUGCCAACAACUUGCAUGGAUUUGAAGUGGAUCAACAUAUAUAUCUGCUCAUGAAGAAACUCGCCUUCUGAUCCGAGUUUUUAUCAAAACUAAAUUAUAUAUUUGUAAGAACAAUUUUGUAAUAAAAUAUUAUAUUAACGUGUGAGGCACUUCUUAAUAAAGUUAUGUCUGUGAUAAAAUUUCCACAAAACAAAAUAA